Molecule: messenger RNA, 1086 nt
Organism: Cervus elaphus (red deer)
Lineage: Eukaryota; Metazoa; Chordata; Mammalia; Artiodactyla; Cervidae
Product: transcription elongation factor A protein-like 3
Exons: 2
Source: RefSeq, a predicted model, not a curated record
UAAUGGUGGGUGGGAUGCAGGAGAGGUAGGGGAAAAAUUGUAGGAUGAGGAGGGCUCAGAUUCAGGAAAGGGACCCCAGUCCAUGGACUGUGCAGUCCCUCUCCAUCUCCUGUCUGUCUGCAGGUCUGCAUGUCUGUUCCCAACACUCUGCAAGACUAGAAAAGGAGGAGGAACCUGGCCAGAAUCCCUGCAGGACAGGAAAAGGAGGGGACAUCUCAACCUGGAAAAACUGCAAUGUAAAUGAAGGAAAGUUGGAAAGUGAGGGAAAGCCAGAAGAUGAAGUAGAGCCUGAAAAUGAAGGAAAAUCAGAUGAGAAAGAAAAGCCGGAAGUGGAGGGGAAGUCAGAACAGGAGUGAGAGCUCCAGAAUGACGGACAGCCAGAUGAUGAGAGACAAACCGCAGAUGAAGGACAACCAGCAAAUGAGGGGAAGAAAGAAAAGCAAGGCAAGUUCAAAGCUGAGGGAAACCCACUCAAGAAGGGCAAGCCAGAGUCCCAGGCAAAGUCAGAGAGCCAGUCACGUGCUGCCGAAAAGUGCCCUCCUGAAGAUUAUGUGCCCCAGAAGGCAAAAAGAAAAACGGACAGGACGAUGGAGGAUUCCCCCAAGGACUAUCAGGACAACUUACAGGAAAGGCAUCUGGGAGGUGAGGAGAUGCUGAAAGAAUGUGGAGAUCUGUCAAGGACUCAGCUUGAAGAGCUAAGGAAAAGACAGAAAAUGGGUGGAUUUCAUUGGAUACAAAGAGAUGUACAGGAUCCAUUCACCUCAAGAGGGCAACGAGGUGUCAAGGGAAUGAGGGGAGGAGGGAGGAGCCAAAGGGGCUUACAUGAUAUCCCAUAUUGUUAAUGCUUUGGUAUUUGAUUCUGGUUUCUUUGAUGAGAAUAUCACUGACCCUGCUUUCCCUGGCAGUCACUUGCCAGGCUGUGUGCUUUAUCCUCAAGCUGAUACUUUGCUUUAGGUGUCACUGUCCUUACCAGCAGCCAUUUGAUCCAACUACAGUGCUCUGUGUUUCAGUAGGGGGUUUUCACCCAUGUUCAUGAAAGAGAUGUUCAUGGUACACUAUAAAAAGAACAAUAAAAAAGCACUUUUC